UAGCUGGCUACUUAUUGAGAUUUAGUAUGACUUAAUGAAACUGCCUUAAAUGUGCUGUAGUAAACAUUUUUUUUAUUCGCACUAAUCAAUCAACACGUUCUUCUCUUUGUAUGUCUCAAUAUAAUGCUAUUAUUUCAUUACAUCCAUGUAAAAUAAUCUUUGUCUGAAAAUAAAAUAUGAUCCUCAACUGCGUUUCCCCUCCAGUCAGCAGACGGCGAUGUGCGUCUUUCAGGCGAUGCUGCCAGCGUGACGUUUAAUCUAGUGGACGGUUCUUCAGAAACAGCUCGUCAACCACCCCGGUAGCUUGCUAGCCAACAUAGCCGAUAGAUUCAAGCUAUUUAUACGCUUUCGGUCUAAAUUUGCUGCUGUGUUUUAGACACACUUCUGUCGUAUCUACUUGUUUACCUAUUUAAUUUAAUAUUACGUUAUUUUGUAUUAGUCAGAUAUAGCAGCUGGCUGGUUAAGUUAGUACUAGACUAGUCGCUAAUGAUAGAUAGCUAGCUAACAUCUCCGAACAUGAGCUCCCUAAACUACUCCCCUCCUGUUAAAGAAGAGGUCUGCUGGACGGAGAAAGAAGCUCUGGGGCUGAACAUUGUCGUGAAAGAGGAGACGGGAGAGGAGGAUGUCACAGUAAACCAAGAAGUUGGGGUUGAGGCUGUUACAGUGAAAGAAGAGAGAGACGUUUCAGUGAAAGAAAAGAAAGACUCGUUCAGAGUGAACGAGGAGGAGGAUGUCACAGUAAAAGAAGAGGAAGGGAAAGAGGAUGUCGUGAAGAUGGAAGGGGAGAUUACUGUCACAUUGGAAGAUGACGAUGAGGAGGAUGUUACAGUAAAAGAAGAGGAUGUUACAGUAAAAGAGGAUGUCGUUUUUGGAGUGAAGAAGGAAGGGGAGAUUACUGUCACAUUGAAAGAUGAGGUGGAGAUAGAUCUGAUUAACACCAGAGAGAAAUCAGACUCUGACAGCGGGGAGAGUCCUUCAGGGGAACCAGACCCAGAGACGCCCAAACCAGCAAGACAACACCACUGCUCCCACUGUGUUAAGAGUUUUUGCUGGUCAGGGAACCUAAAACUGCAUGAAAGAACACACACAGGAGAAAAGCCUUUCCAAUGUUCCCAGUGUGGAAAGAGUUUUACCAUGUUAGCUAACCUGAAAAGGCAUGAGAGAAUACACACAGGAGAAAAGCCUUAUCACUGUUCCCACUGUGGAAUGAGUUUUACUCAGACAGGGCACCUAAAAGCUCAUGAGAGGAUACACACAGGAGAAAAGCCUUUCCAAUGUUCCCAGUGUGGAAAAAGUUUUACUAAGAAAGGGCAAUUAAAAGAGCAUGAGAGAAUACACAAAGGAGAAAAGCCAUUCCAAUGUUCCCAUUGUGGAAAGAGUUUUACUCUAAUAGGAAACCUAAAAAAGCAUGCGAGACUACACACCGGAGAAAUGCCUUUCCAAUGUUCCCAGUGUGAAAAGAGUUUUGCCGUGUUAGCUAACCUGAAAAGGCACGAGAGAAUACACACAGGAGAAAAGCCUUACCACUGUUCCCACUGUGAAAAGAGGUUUAUUCAGUUAGGGGACCUAAAAGCUCAUGAGAGGAUACACACAGGAGAAAAGCCUUAUCACUGUUCCCACUGUGAAAAGAGUUUUAUUCAUUUAGGGUACCUAAAAGCUCAUGAGAAGACACACACAGGAGAAAAGCCGUUCCAAUGUUCCCAUUGUGAAAAGACUUUUACCAUUUUAGCUAACCUGAAAAGGCAUGAGAGAAUACACACUGGAGAAAAGCCUUAUCACUGUUCCCACUGUGGAAUGAGUUUUACUCAGACAGGGCACCUAAAAGCUCAUGAGAGGAUACACACAGGAGAAAAGCCAUUCCAUUGUUCCCAGUGUAGAAAGAGUUUUACUAAGAAAGGGCCGUUAAAAGAGCACGAGAGAAUACACACAGGAGAAAAGCCUUUCCAAUGCCCCCAGUGUGGAAAGAGUUUUCCCUGGUUAAGGAGCCUGAAGGAGCAUAAGAAGACACACACCAAAAAAGCCCUACCACUGCUCUCUCUCUGUGUGGAAGGACAUUUUCCCAGUCACAGAACCUGAAAUCACAUGAGACAAUAAAGGUGCUGUGUUCUGACUUUUUUUUUUUGACUGAGAAUUUGUGUUUUUGUUUAUGCCACAUGAAAUCAUAUUGUUUACGAUUAUACCUGUCUAUAUAAGGUCCUACAGUUGACAAUGCACGUCAGAGCAAACGCCAAGCAAUGAGGUCAAAGAAAUUGUCCGUAGAGCUCCAAGACAGGAUUGUGUUGAGGCACAGAUAUGGGGAAGGGUACCAAAACAUAUCUGUAGCAUUGGAUGUCCCCAAGAACACAGUGGUCACCAUCAUUCUUUGAUUGAAGAAGUUUGGUACCACCAAGACUCGCACGGCCAAACUGAGCAAUUGGGGGAGAAGGGCCUUAGUCAGGGAGGUGACCAAGAACCCGAUGGUCACUCUGAUAGAGCUACAGAGUUCCUCUGUGGGGAUGGGAGAAC
Messenger RNA from Oncorhynchus tshawytscha (Chinook salmon), 2505 nucleotides. RefSeq names its product zinc finger protein 501-like. NCBI's taxonomy places the organism in Eukaryota, Metazoa, Chordata, Actinopteri, Salmoniformes, Salmonidae. Bases 517 to 2076 code for a protein of 519 amino acids. Gene Ontology annotation, molecular function: DNA-binding transcription factor activity, RNA polymerase II-specific; RNA polymerase II cis-regulatory region sequence-specific DNA binding. The record is from RefSeq and is a predicted model, not a curated record. Gene Ontology annotation, biological process: regulation of transcription by RNA polymerase II. The transcript has 2 exons. Gene Ontology annotation, cellular component: nucleus.